This is a messenger RNA of Patella vulgata (common limpet), 1317 nucleotides long. RefSeq lists its product as uncharacterized. The transcript has 4 exons. Bases 45 to 725 code for a protein of 226 amino acids. Lineage: Eukaryota; Metazoa; Mollusca; Gastropoda; Patellidae. The record is from RefSeq and is a predicted model, not a curated record.
UUAACGUCCACUCGACACAAACUAGGUCAUAUCGGGACUUACACAUGGUUCAAUUUUAUUUUAAUAAUUUGCUUGCGAGUAGGGUCUUUAGCAGUGGAGCUAGAGGAGUAGGAAAUUCGGACAACCUGGAAAAAACCCACGAGGUUGGACAGGCGACGUACCCUAGCUACUCCUUGUCAGGUAAAAUAAUGGCAGAGAGUAGUGAAUCAGCUACUGUAGAUAUUAAUCCAAGUUUACGGAUGAAAAUAACAUUAAAAGGAAUAUCAGCUAAAUUUAACGAUGUGCAUCAUAUAUCAACAACAACACUAGCUACCUGGUUAAAAACACCUGAUCACACUAUCAUUUUAUUGGAUAGCCGACCAGAAGAAGAAUUUAUCGUUAGUCAUUUACCAAAGGCUGUCCGUGUUGAUCACGACACAAACAACAUAGACGAUAUUAUCAAGUCUUUACCUCAAUUGAAUAAAACAGAAGAGAAAACUAGAAUAAUCUGUUAUUGUUCUAUAGGAUAUCGAUCAAGUCUACUGGCUCAAAAACUUCAACAAUAUUAUAAAAAUACACAAACUGAAACAAAACCAGAUAUUUACAACUUAGAAGGAUCGAUAUUUAAAUGGGCCAAUGAAAACCGAGCUAUGGUAGACAGUGUUGACCAGCCUACUAUAUAUGCUCAUCCAUAUAACAGUUUGUGGGGGAAAUUAUUAAACAAAGAACUUAGAAAACUCAACUGAUAUCAAGGCUGCUGAUCAUUGUUAGGUGGGUUGGAUGGCUGAAUGGUUAGCAUGUGCGCGCUGUAACAUAAGGUCUGUCAUUGUGUCAACUGGCGUGGUUUCGAAUCCCCGGUUGUAUGUGACAAGGAGUAGUGUCGCCUGUCAAACCUCAUAGGAUUUCUCCGGGUCCUCCGGUUUCCUCCCACUACUAAAGACCCCUACGCGCAAGUGAAUUAUUGAAAUAAAAAUGAACCAUAUGUUAGUUCUGAAAUGACCUACUUUGUGUUGCGUGGACGUUAAACCCCAUUUCUCUCUCUCUACUCAAGGGUAUCCCCACUGAAACCCAUGAUGUUAGGCAGGCAUCACUUCUCAUUUUUCAAACCUAUGACAUUAUGCUUACUCAAAGACAUCUCCACUGAAACCUAUGUCAUAUAUAGAUAGGCAACUUUAUUAGUGAUAUUAAAGUUUCCCUUUCAAAUAAGCUGUGUAGUGUGGGCGUAUUCCACACUUUGUGUGGCUAUCUUCUUUGUCAUAGAAAUUUUUUUUAUACAUUUUUACACUUUGAAUGAUUAUUUUUUGUUGUGGAAUAUGGAAUAAAUUUGUUACUUUUUUA